GAAACAAGAGCCUGUUGGCUCAUCCAAGCGCCAUGAUGUGCGCUCCAUCAUUGCCAGUUCUCCUCGACCUUACUCUGGACUGUCCGCUCAUCUAGAGCUUAGGCCAGAGCACAGAGGGUCUGACAGGGCCCUCUAUGAGGAGGUAGGGUGCAAAUCCCGACCAAGCGCUGUGGUCAGCACCCCCAGCUCUCUGUCCCGUACCUCUCCAUUGGCACUCAUUGGAGAGCAAAGCAGCAGACCCCACCACAGUCCAGUGGGCUAUGAAGAUCACAAAAGAUCCGGCUACCCUCCGCCCUCACACAGAGCCUCUCCACUGUCUGGGAGAGAAACCUCACAGCGUGCACAUGAAGGCUCUAGUAAGGCCCAGCAGCAGGAGAGAAAAGCCACUCCCACCCCUCGAGAGAUGAGCUCCACCAAGUCUCCACUGGCAGUUGGUGAGCACACUGCGUCUUUGGCUUACGAGAGGAUCCUGCAGGGGCUUGGAACUGAGAUGUUCCAUGGCCAGAUACCUCUAUCGUUUGACCCUGCAACUCUUCCCAGGGGAAUCCCGAUUGACCCAGCGUAUUACCUGCCUCGUCACCUGGCCCCUGCCCCUGGCUACCCUCACCACUACCCACCCUACCUGAUUAGAGGUUUCCCUGAAACAGCAGCCCUGGAGAACAGACAAACGCUCUUCAACGACUACAUUACCUCCCAGCAGAUGCACCAGUGGCCAGCCGCUGCUGCCAUGGCUGCCCAGAGACCUGACCUGCUCAGAGGCCUGACGCCUCGAGAGCAGUCCCUUAACUUAGCCUACUCACCCACACCCAGAGGAACAUCUGCAUCGCCCAUGAAUCGUAUCACAUACAUCUCAGGAACCUCUCCAGCUUUCCCCAGCGGAGCCUACAACACCUCUCCCAUCUCACCAGUGGGAGCCUCUCACAUGAGCAAGAUCCAAGGCAGUUCGACAUCCUCAGAGAGAGAAAGAGAACGGGAGAGAGAGAGAGAAAGAGAGAGGGAUCGUGAGAGAGAGAGAGAGAGGGACAGGGAACGAGAGAGAGAGCGUGAGAAAGAUCGGGACAGAGAAAGAGACAAGUCCCUCGGUCAUGGUAACGUGGAACAUGCCCCUAUAUGGAGACCAGGAGCUCCAGAACAGAUGGGUGGCAGCAGCAGCAGCAGUUCUCGUCCCCCAUCUCAUCCAUACAGUCACCAGUCGUCUCCGCUCUCCCCCCGUCCCCAGGACUGCCUGCAGCAGAGACCCAGUGUUCUGCACAACACCAGCUCAAAGAGCCUGCCCAAUUCUGAGCACAAUAGUCCCUCUGUGCUGCGGCCACCGGGCUCUGCUCGCUAUCAGGGCUUUAGUGGGCACCUUCGGUCUGGUCUAGCCAAUGAGGGUUACCCAUCUGGUACAGACUCAAACGCUAAAGACUCGAGCAGAGAUGGGGGCAAGAGCCAUGGGCGUGGAGGUCUGCCCAAACAACAAGACCUUUCAUCCUCCAGCCCUGGUGCCGGUGGUUCAUACCCCUCUCCUUACAACCAGGCCUCUGGUGCCCACCUUGGUCUGCCCACAAGUCGAGGGCACCACUUGCUGACUUCCGAAAGCAACAGCGGCAGCAGUUCCAUCCCGUCUCGUGGUGGGGAUGGCAUCAGCAGCGCGUCAAGUAGGGAAAAGACUCAAAACAAAGUGAUGUCCAUACAGGAACAUGAACUUCGAGCACUCGCUCACCAAAAGGCACUAGAACAGCUGUACGGGUCUGAGGACAGACUUUCUCCAGGUCAGCAGCCGCCGUCUGCCGUCAAAGGCUCUCAGAGAGUGGUCACCCUCGCCCAGCACAUCAGUGAGGUGAUCACUAAAGACUACACACGACAGUCGCAGCAAGGCCAGAUAGGUGGUCAAUCAUCUCUACAGCCUGUGUUUGGGUAUCACAACUCCCCUGUGCUGGAUCUCACCCGUCCUUCCAGCGCCCCCCAAGCCCAGACCCCAACAGACCCCAACGCCCGCUAUACCCCAGAAGGCACUGCUGCUGAGAGGGAGAGAGGGAGAGACAGGUCUCCUCCUCAGAGUAAGGCCUCUCCAGUUUGUCUGGCUGCUGAUGGGAUUGAACCCGUUUCACCACCAGGGGCCGUUUCAGAGCCGGAGACGCCAGGAGCCGCCUACCCUAAUGAACAAGCAGAGCAGGGUAUGGGAUCUCGUUCUCCGGCCAGUAGCUCUCAACCACCAGCUUUCUUCAGUAAACUGACUGAGAGCAACUCUGCCAUUGUCAAGAGCAAGAAGGAAAUGAUUAAGAAGAUGGUGGUCGGCGCAGAGGCUGAAUUUAACCAGGGCCAACCUGGGACAGAAAUCUUUAAUAUGCCUGCCUCUACAAAUGCAGCACCCGUGAGCGUGCGCAGUCACCCAGCACCAGAGGCCAGUGGUAAUACUAUAGGUCUGGAGGCCAUCAUCAGGAAAGCCCUCAUGGGCAAGUAUGAUGAACAGAUGGAUGAUCGCUCACCGUCCAACUCUGUCAACUCGAUGAGUGUUGGUGUGCCAGCUGCUGUUGGGCCGCCAGCUUCAGCGGAUGGGCGUUCUGAAGACCCCUACUCCCUGCCAGUCAAAUCCAAGGGAGGGCGCUCUAACGGUCGCAAGACUAAGUCUCCUGGUCUGUCUGGAGGAGAGAGACCUUCAUCUGUGUCCUCUGUCCACUCUGAGGGAGACUGUAACCGUCACACCCCACUCAGCAACAGAGUGUGGGAGGACAGACCCUCAUCUACAGGCCCCACUCCGUUCCCCUGUAAUCCCCUGACCAUGCAGAUGCGUCUCCCCAGCGGGAUGAUGUCGGGACCCUCACCUUCCCCUACGCAGCAGGGCACGUCUGUACCUCCACAGGGCCAGACUCAACCCCGCACCUGGGAGGAAGAGCCCAAACCUCUGCUGUGCUCUCAAUACGAGACCCUGUCAGACAGCGAGUGAACACACACCUCACGCCGCAUACACUAGGACUGAACGUUUGCUGCUUAUGAACAAAAACUUGUUACUGUAAACAGGGAUGUUCGUGAACACACACGUACUCAUGUCCACACUGACAUACACUUACGGGAACACACACGCCAUCUGCGCUCAUGCCCUCUGAUACCUCUAAACAUAUUCAUACAUACAGAGACACACAUCCCAUAACCCACCCCAAGCGCGCACACUCACGCCAUUAGUGGAAGUGCAUUAAAUGGCUGCAGACGCGUGUUGUGUCAGUGUGUUUGUGAAUGCGCACACAUGUAUUAGCGUGUGCAUCACUCCAGGACUACUUGUAGGAUGAAUCACUUUUUAGUUUUUUUUUUAAUAUGAAUAUAUAUAAAUACUCCUAUUUGUGUCGUCUUGCAGGCCUUAUCAGAGUUGACUCAUGGACUGAAUCUGUUUUGUUGACGCGUUUUGGAGCAUUCCUCAGACUGCUCAGGACACACCUUUAUACUGUAAUACAACUGCAAAUUGUUUGUUUUGUGUGUGUGUGUGUGUGUGUGUGUGUGGUGUAAUGCAAAGGCUGGAUGAAUCCUCUGCAGAAAUGAGCACCCACCCACACACACGCACGUAUGCCCUCAUGUGCAUCUGCAGUCCUUCAUGAUGGUUCAUGUGUUGCCAAGAUGAGCCUGUUGUUGUUGUUUUUUACGGAUCUGAUGCUGUUGGGCCUUCCGAGUAUGUGUGUGAUGAAACAAGACCUUCAGAGAAGCACGUUAGCCAAUCCCUGCACUAAACUGUACUGGUAUUUAAGCAGAUUUAAUUUUAUCCUGUAACAUUCUGUCCUUACCUUGCUACUUCUGAGAGUUUACAUGGGCGGCCAAAUCAUUGGUUUACAGGGUACACAUAAUGUUCAUUUGUUGACAUCAAACCUUCAUUUUUUACUUUAGUUUUGACAUUCAGAAGCGUCUCUAGCUGACCAAUAAUACGUUGUCUUUUCAGUCGUCUCUGUGAUAGUUGAUGGGAGAUGUUUUUAGUUUUAAACUUUUUUUUAUGUACAUGAUCCUUGUUUGGAAGGUUUUUUGUUUUUUUUUGUGAUGAGUUAAGCACUUAGUAGGCAAACGGUUCCUGUCUGUGUCCUUUAACGGACGCUGACCUGAAUGCAACUUUUAAUACAGCAUUUAUUUGUUUACUUUCUUAUACAGUAUUUUGUUGAUUUGUUUCGUCACCUACCUAGUCAAGUGUUCCACACUCUAGCGACAAUCACUGGCAGAGAGUUGAGCGAGUGGACACGUCUUUAGGGGAAGCUGCUUUGUCAGGUCUGAAUGUUCCCAGUAAACCUGAUGUUUUUCACGUCAUCUAUUUGUUGAAGAGUUAAAGCCAUGCUGUCUGGCCAGUCCUUUGACAUGACACUCACUGAGAGCUGCUUUACUUUUGCUCUUUGUGCUUGACCGAAGGGUUCGGGAUGUUUUUUUUCUUCCUGUGGGCGAAUUUGAGGAGAUGAUGUAUCCUGCGUAAUAAAAUAAAGAGGUGAGCAGAUGCCACACCUCAUAUAACCUGUAGUCCUUCACUCUGUACAGUUUUAAAUAUAAUUCUAGUGUUAAGUGCCAUGUAUUUGACAUAUACAUUUCUGAAGUUAAAACUACCAAGUGACUACGCACAAUUGUUUGUUUUUUAAAAUUUGUUUCUUUUCUCCUUGCUAUGUCAGGGUUGUACAAUUUGUCACACAGGCACAAUUUAAAACCAUGAAGGAGACAUUUACCGUGUCAGUCUCCUCUCCAAAAUGCCUCUUUUUUAGGACCACCUCAGCGGUGUGGUUACUAAUUGUUUUUGCAUGCAUAUUAGAUAUAAUGAAAUGUUUUAAUUCGUAUUGUUUAACUUUUAUUUGUCACAUGGUUUUACUAUGAAAGGUAUCUUUAACAGUUCAAACUGCAAUACUCAAUGUAAUCUCCAGACUGGGGAUAUUUUUGGAAGCUAAUUAAAGGAUGAAACUUAAAGUUCAUCAGUGGGUUUUAUCCGGUUUGGGAGCUUUUGUUAUUGCUUUGGUGAUCGAGGACAGAUUUAGUGCACUACCUAGUGUGGUUUUGUAAAAAGGGGCUUUAUCUUCAGUCACUUCAAUCCCAAAUACACUCAUAUCAAGAUCCCUGAAUGGGGUGUGUGAACAGUAGCUAUACUUUUUUUUUUUUACACACCAUAACUUCUUCACAAACAUCCCAGAAUGCUCUGCUCUGAUUUUGAGAUUCAUUCUCUGACAUAUCACUCCAGACAGUAUUGUAUUUAGUGGACAAGUCUCUCUAAAGUUCAGUGUUUUCUUGUACAACGAGCCCUCUUUCCUCUAAAUUGACUGUUUGACCUUUUUACUGAGGACAGUAUUGCACUUUCCUCAGAUGAGGAGGCAUUCUCAUUUGUAACUGAUAAACAUAAAUGAAGCUGAGAGAUUAAAAUAAAUGAAGAGGAGAGAGGUGGGAAAACAGUAGUAAUAGUCGCCCCUCUUAAGAUUGGAAAGGUUAAGUGGGUAUUUGGGUGGCAUCUGUUUUUGUACAACCAUUUUGUGCAUAGUGCAUUUUGUUUUUGUUUUGUAUUAAGACCCACUGUAUUAUAGCGAGGAGUGUAAAUAGACCUAAAAGGAUGUACAUAUUUAUGUGAUUUGCUGCAAGAUUGAUAUUCACACUGUUGUAUUUCAACAUGGCCACCAGCAAGCUUUGUGGAUAGCAGUGUAAAAAUUAAAUUGAAAAAAAAAACAGACACUGCCUUAAUGUUUAAAUAAAAAGCUUAUUGCCA
Sinocyclocheilus grahami is the source of this 5686-nucleotide messenger RNA. Its product is annotated as nuclear receptor corepressor 2-like. The record is from RefSeq and is a predicted model, not a curated record. Gene Ontology annotation, molecular function: transcription corepressor activity. Bases 404 to 2929 code for a protein of 841 amino acids. Gene Ontology annotation, cellular component: chromatin. Gene Ontology annotation, biological process: negative regulation of transcription by RNA polymerase II. The transcript is spliced from 14 exons. Lineage: Eukaryota; Metazoa; Chordata; Actinopteri; Cypriniformes; Cyprinidae.